AUGCUGCGACACGACCACAACCGCAUCGACCCCAAAAGGCGCAAUGUCAUUGACCACCGCAAGAAGCAGUUUGCGACGCCCCUGUACAAGGACGCCGAGUAUCCGCACCGCCUCAACUUCUACACGGACGCGCCCACGGCCGACAUUACGCUCGAGCAGUUUGAGCAAUGGGCCAUUGACAGGCUGAGAGUCUUGGCCGAGCUCGAGGCGUGCUCGUAUCGCAACAAGUCGCCCGCCGAGACGGCCGUCCACAUCAAGCCGGCCCUCGACAAGUUCCUGCCCCUCGAGACCAACAGCUCGGCCUCGACAAAGCUGUUUGCGCAGCGGCAAAAGGACCACUACAGCCACUUUAUCCUGCGGCUGGCGUUUGCCUCGACCGAAGACCUGCGCCGCCGCUUCAACCGCCUUGAGACGAUGCUGUUCCGGCUGCGCUUCAACAACGACGACCUCAACGAGCGGUCCGCCUUUGUGUCAAGCCUCGACCUAGACUGGUGGGAGCCCGUGACCGACGACGAGCGGCGCGAGCACGCGGCCGAGCUGGCGGCCGUGGCGGGUCCCAAGAAGAGCAACAACAACGCCGACGUGGACGAGACCUGGUUCAAGGUCGACUGGGGCCGGGUGCCGGACCUGGUGGAGCAGCGCCGCGUCUUUCUCAAGGCCGGAAAGGCCUUUGUCCCGGGCCGGGAGCAGUCGAGCAUGGUUGUCGCCGAGUUUUCCUCGCGACUCGAGCGACAACUCGAGCUGACGGCGCGUGCGCUGCCACGGCUGGACGAGGACGACCGACUCACGCCAAUCCUCAACCACCUCUCCAAGAACUUCGUCACGCCGGACUCGGCCUACGCGUCGGACUCGUCGGCGCCGGCGGGGGCCCAGAUGACGGCGGCCAACGUGGACAAGCUGUCGCAGCACUUCCCGGCGUGCAUGUCACACCUGCACCGGACGCUGCGGCGCGACGCGCACCUCAAGCACUACGGCCGGCUGCAGUACACGCUCUUCCUCAAGGGCAUGGGGCUCAACCUGGAGGAGUGCCUCGUCUUCUGGCGCAGCGGGUUCCACAAGGUGACGGAUGACACCUUCAACAAGGAGUACCGGUACAACGUGCGGCACGCCUACGGCGACGUGGGCGGCGACGCGAACCGCAGGGGCGGCGGCUACAGCCCCUUUAGCUGCCAGAAGAUCCUGACGGAGCACCCGCCCGGGCCGGGAGAGGCCCACGGGUGCCCCUACCGGCACUUUAGCCUGGAGAACCUGACGGCCCUGCUGCAGCAGAUGGGCGUGGCAGACCGGUCGGUGCUGCAGGGCGUCAAGGAGGACAAGGACAGCACAAAGUACCACAUGGCGUGCAAUCGGUUGAGUGACAGUGUGUUUGAGCAUCUCCACAAGGCCGAGAUCAAGAAGGCCAAGGACGAAGCCAUCAUGACGUCGAACCAGCUCGAGACGAUAGCCCACCCCAACGAGUACUUUAAGCGGAGCUAUCUGCUCAAGAACCUGGGCAAGGACAGCGACGUCAAGAUGGAGGAGAGCUGA
Molecule: messenger RNA, 1527 nt
Organism: Hirsutella rhossiliensis
Lineage: Eukaryota; Fungi; Ascomycota; Sordariomycetes; Hypocreales; Ophiocordycipitaceae
Product: eukaryotic and archaeal DNA primase, large subunit domain-containing protein
Exons: 4
Coding region: 1-1527 (508 amino acids)
Biological process (GO): DNA replication, synthesis of primer
Cellular component (GO): alpha DNA polymerase:primase complex
Source: RefSeq, a predicted model, not a curated record